Impatiens glandulifera is the source of this 759-nucleotide messenger RNA. RefSeq lists its product as uncharacterized. The record is from RefSeq and is a predicted model, not a curated record. The coding region runs from base 1 to 759 and encodes 252 amino acids. The transcript has a single exon. Lineage: Eukaryota; Viridiplantae; Streptophyta; Magnoliopsida; Ericales; Balsaminaceae.
AUGGCCCAAUCCCAACUACGUAAUAGUGCGUCCGCCGGAGCCGGACCAAAGUUCCGUCGCUCCAGCAACUUCUUCUUCCUUAGAUGUUUCGGAUUUACCGGCAGCAAACGGAAAACUAAUUUCAAAAAGAAAUCUCCAACCGACGCCAUAACUAAAAGGCCACACUGGUUCGCCUUCUCAACGAAGAAGAAGAACAACAACUCUAAAACUCACCAAUACGAUCCGCCGCCGCCGUUGUUCAAACCCUCAUGGAAGCCGCCGCCGCCGCCCAAUUCCCAAGAUGAAUCAAAAUUAACUCUCAAAGAUAUGGAAGAGGAGUGUAAGAAUCCGUCAGGCCGUACUGACAAAUCUGAAACGGUGGAGAAGAUCUUGAGUCCCCCAGAAGAAGAUCAUACACAAUCUAUCAUUCUCCCUUUGUCACCGUCAAAGGGGAAAGAAGCGAAGACAAACUCACGGACUCACCGGAAAAGUAAAGUGAUGUCGGGGACGGUUGAUUCGACGGUGGGUUUCUUUAUUGUGACGUUGAAUUUGGUGAUUAUGUUAGUAUGGGGUAAAGUAUGUGCGAUUCUUUGUGCAUCUGGUUUCUUGUAUAUUGUUCCUAGAUUUAGAACAUCGGUUCAAGUGUUAAGGGAUAUAAGACAAUCAUCAUCAGGACCCAGUUCGAAAGGGAAAUCAGAUGAUUCGAUGAUUAAGAAGAGUAAGGUAGUCUUUGAUGGAUUUCUGGAGAGGAAACGCCGGAGUUCCUUCGGUCAUCUUUAG